Messenger RNA from Orbicella faveolata, 1644 nucleotides. Its product is annotated as neuronal acetylcholine receptor subunit alpha-5-like. Gene Ontology annotation, biological process: monoatomic ion transmembrane transport. Gene Ontology annotation, cellular component: membrane. The record is from RefSeq and is a predicted model, not a curated record. Gene Ontology annotation, molecular function: transmembrane signaling receptor activity; extracellular ligand-gated monoatomic ion channel activity. Lineage: Eukaryota; Metazoa; Cnidaria; Anthozoa; Scleractinia; Merulinidae.
AUGAUCCAUGAGUACUGGCUGCGAGACAGAGAUUCUCUUCUGCUUGAACGAGCGGGGAAUUCAGUUAUGCCACGCUUUUUAAGAUUCUAUUUGUUAUCGAUUAACUCCAGUCUAUUUUUUAAAGGCAUAUUUGGGUCAUCUAACCUCUCAUUUGAACAUCAAAUCCGCCUACGACUUCUGACUGACUACGACAAGCAAGUCCGACCAGUUUUAGGGAAUAAAACCGUGGAAGUGUCGUUUUCUAUGAAGAUCAGCAGACUUGUUAAAGUGGAUACGAAAGAACAAAUAAUUAUUUUGGAUACAUGGAUAAUACAGACGUGGAGAAAUGAAUUCCUUGUAUGGAACUCGGAUGAUUUUGGAGGAGUAUCUCGAGUACAGUUUGUCCCGGACGAAAUCUGGGUGCCGGACAUUUCUCUUUUCAACAAUGGUGAUGACAGCGUUACUCUAGCCGGAGGACGAACAAAGUUUGUCACUGAGGUGUCCGUGGAUAAUACCGGAAUGAGUGUGUGGAGUGGACCAGCUACAUUUAAAGCCAACUGCAAAUUAGAAAUCGGUAACUGGCCAUUUGACAACCAGACCUGUGAAAUGGGCUUUGGUUCAUACACAUACGGAAUUGGCAGGAUGGACAUCAAACUAUUUAAAGAUACAAGUGGUGAAUUUACCAAUCGGUUUGUCACAAACGGUGACUGGACGAUAGACGAGAUCUCCACAAGAUUAGAAUUAACAGAUCACGGUGACUGUUGCCCAUUUGAUUUCAGCGAGGUGGUUUACACGCUAAAAAUGUCACGGAAGCCUUUAUACCACUUGUUUUAUCUGACCAUUCCCAGUAUAAUGCUUAUGUUUCUCGCCCUUCCAAGCUUUUUAAUUCCAGUGGAGAGUGGAGAGAGAAUUGGCUUUGUCACCACCAUGCUGCUUGCUAUGACUGUCUUCUUGCUUCUAAUUCCGUCUUUCCUCCCUGAAACGUCCGAUGGUGUUCCAAUCCUUGGAAUAAGUUUGCAGGUCACUUUGGUCAUCAUGGCAUUGGUCCUGUUUGCCAAUAUUUUCGUCCUGAAGGUCUUUUUCAUGGAGGGCACUCCCCCAGAGUGGGUGCAAAGCAUUUUCAACAUGUGCAGGAAAAAGAAAAGCGUUCAACGAAUACAUGUAGCUAGCUCAGACGUUCAGCCGCCAUCCAUGAAAUCUCGCACGUCCGUGAAUGCAAUUGAACUGUCCCCAUCUACUAGCGUAAGCACGCCCAGGGGUUGGCAAGAAGAAGAACAGCAAGUAACAUGGCAAAAAGUGUCCGUCAAACUUGAUCAUGUGUUUUUUGUGUUGUUCCUUGUCUGUGCUGUGAUUUCUUAUUGCAUAAUUUACAUUUCAAAGGUAUAAUGAGCUUUUUCCAAAAUGAUGAACACAGAAAUCUCCUGGGCUGGGUACUUGGGCAAGGUAUUGCCGGUUAAGUACUGCUAGCCUCUUUGAGCCCCUAAUCAUUAUGGUCUAUUAUGCAACCAAUUAUGGCCAAACAUAGAUCUCAUCUCAGUCACCUUUUUGCAAGUCUAAACGACAGCAUCCUUAUUCAAUAACUUUCCAUGACGUUUUGUUAACGGAUUUGGUGAAUGAUUUUUUUUAACACUACUUUUCUUAAAUCGUGUUUGAGUUUCUCCGACU